AUGACAAAGGCCAAAAAGGUCUUAGCUCCAACUCCCAUAACCUAAUUGCUUAAGAUUAGCUCAAAGCUUUGGAGUUUGGAACAGGAGUCAAAUUGGCUGUGAAGCUCAAAGGAGGAGUGUCUUUUUUGGGAGAGAGGAAGUACUAAUGCCUAUGACUUUCUUUAUUGUUGUUGUUUUCUUUGUUCUAUUCUUAUUUAUACACAAAUUCUGGGACUUUCCCACCCCUUUUCCUGCUGACUCUCUUCCUCCCUCUUUGACAAUUCUGGGACCACGGCGGAAUACCAAAAACCAAAGACUCCCUCCCCUCCGCUAAGCCACAACUCCCGAGCUUCAAUCAGCUGUAAGUCCUCCUCUCUUUCCACGUCUGGGAUGCGAAGGAGUAGGACCCAUCAUUUUCUUCACACUGCUCGAUGUCUGAAAUUACGGAAUGGUUUUACUUACCUUCGUGUUCUGCAGCUCUCUUAUAAAUAAUCUGGGCUUCCUGGGCUUAUUUCAAUUCUUUGGGUUGUUCUGCAGCAAACCCUUUUUCUUUGGUUAGGAUGUGGAUCUAGUAGCAAAUCCUUUAGGUCCUUUCUUCCUUGCUUUUCAUGGGGCUUUUCUCUAGUGGGCUUGGGGCUUUAUUUACUAACCCACGUUAAAAAUGGGCACAAACAAAAAGAAACAAAUAAAGAAAGAAAUGCUUUUAAUCCUGCUACGUGAAUGAAAAUGUACAGGCCACCACAAAGCUCUUGUUUUGAAAAUAUACCGGCCGAAUAAGGCACAGACAAACACUAUUCUACAAAUAUUUUACAAACGGUUGACGUGGUACUCAGCUUUUACAAAUAUUUUAUGUACUUUAAUAAUGUCAGCUUUUUAACUUCUAAAACCUCUCUCUGCGCCUCCUCUCUGCCUCAAACGUACGGCAGAUGACAUGGAGACACCAUGCAUGCUCAUGGUGGCACUGGCAGCGAUGGCAUUGCAACACCGUUCUCAGCCAUGGUUCCGGCGAGUUCUGUGGCGGCGGCGUUAGUGUGGAGAAAUUACGGCGAGCUGUGCAAGGAUUUGGGGUUAGAGACCGAAGAGCCGUCGUUCCGUCGCGAGGCAGAGGAGAAGCAGCGCCGUGAGUUAUUCCAGAAUUCUGAUUUGGGGUCGCGAGGCAGAGAAGCAGAGAAGUUUGAGGUGAGCUGCAGCGAAGUUCCGUCGUGAGGCAGAGAGGGUAAUGGAGGGUGAACCUGUUAAUGUGAACGAGUUUCAAGAGUUGGCGAGGCAAGCUCUUCCGAAAAUGCAUUAUGACUAUUAUACUGGAGGAGCUGAGGAUCAAUACACAUUAGAAGAGAAUGUGGAAGCAUUUCGUAGAAUUACAUUCCAGCCUAGACUGCUUGUAGAUGUAAGCAGAAUCGACUUUUCAACUACUGUAUUGGGUUACGACAUCUCAGCACCAAUUAUGAUCGCUCCAUCUGGUCUGCACAAGUUGGCACAUCCAGAAGGAGAGAUUGCCACAGCCAGAGCAGCAGCUGCGUCUAAUACUAUAAUGGUUUUGUCCUCCAUGUCUUCCUGCACUAUGGAGGAGGUUGCUUCCAGCUGCAAUGCCGUUCGGUUUUUUCAAUUAUAUGUAUACAAGAGCCGAGAUGUAUCAGCUCAGCUAGUUCAGAGAGCUGAAAGAAAUGGAUACAAGGCCAUUGUCCUGACAGUUGAUGUUCCCAGGCUUGGUCAAAGGGAAGCAGACAUAAAGAGCAAAAUGAUUUUACUGCAGAUAAAGAAUUUUGAAGGCCUCUCAUCAACCAAAGUUGACAAUGAUGAUGGUUCAAAAUUAGAAGCUUUUGCCAAAAGGACCUUUGAUGAUUCUUUGUGUUGGAGGGACAUAGGAUGGUUAAGAUCUAUAACAAAGUUGCCAAUUCUGAUCAAGGGGGUACUCACUCGUGAAGAUGCAAUAAAGGUUGUAGAAGUAGGUGUUGCUGGGAUUGUUGUCUCAAAUCAUGGAGCUCGCCAGCUUCAUUAUACUCCUGCCACGAUUACUGUUCUGGAAGAGGUGGUUCAUGCUGUUGGAGGGAAAGUUCCUGUGUUCCUUGAUGGAGGAGUAUGGCAAGGAACAGAUGUCUUCAAGGCAUUAGCCCUUGGUGCACAAGCCGUCCUUAUUGGAAGGCCUGCUAUCUAUGGGUUGGCAGCAAAGGGGGAGUAUGGGGUGAGAAAAGUCAUCCAAAUGCUGAAGGAUGAGCUUGAGCUCACCAUGGCACUAUCUGGCUGUCCUAGUGUGAAAGAUAUUACAAGAAGCCAUGUGAGGAUACAGCAUGAAAAAUUCCAUUCAAUGCUCUAAUAAAAUAUUGAAGCAUUAAGACUAAAGAAAAAUGUUUCAGAUUAUCAACCAUGAAUAGGUGUGGAAUAUGUUGAGAUUUCUUAAAUGAUCAAGUUGGCAUGUAGAUAGUGAAAUGGUACCAUGAAUACUAUCUUCUGCCUUAUCUAUUUCUGUUUCAUAAAUAAGUGUGGUUGUUAUAUAUGAGGAACCUUUUGGUCCAUGUUAGAGAUAAAGGUUCAGAGCACAACCCCAUUGUAUUAUCCUACUCUUAA
Messenger RNA from Quercus lobata, 2544 nucleotides. RefSeq names its product peroxisomal (S)-2-hydroxy-acid oxidase GLO4-like. NCBI's taxonomy places the organism in Eukaryota, Viridiplantae, Streptophyta, Magnoliopsida, Fagales, Fagaceae. The record is from RefSeq and is a predicted model, not a curated record. The transcript has 12 exons. The coding region runs from base 1199 to 2293 and encodes 364 amino acids. Gene Ontology annotation, molecular function: oxidoreductase activity; FMN binding.